Aspergillus brunneoviolaceus CBS 621.78 is the source of this 1728-nucleotide messenger RNA. Its product is annotated as S53 family peptidase. Gene Ontology annotation, biological process: proteolysis. NCBI's taxonomy places the organism in Eukaryota, Fungi, Ascomycota, Eurotiomycetes, Eurotiales, Aspergillaceae. Bases 1 to 1728 code for a protein of 575 amino acids. Gene Ontology annotation, molecular function: serine-type endopeptidase activity; tripeptidyl-peptidase activity. The transcript is spliced from 5 exons. The record is from RefSeq and is a predicted model, not a curated record.
AUGGUCGCCUUCUCGCGCAUCUCUGCCGGCCUGUUGGCCGUGGCCGCCCCUGCUUGGGGCAACGUGGUGCUGGAGAAGAUCCAGGCCGUGCCCAGCAGCUGGUCGCUUGUUGAGGAAGCCGACACCAGCUCGAACAUUACUCUUUCCGUGGCCUUGACGCGUCAGAACCUGGACCAACUCGAGUCCAAGCUGCUGUCCGUCUCCACCCCGGGCCAAAGCACCUACGGCCAGUACCUCGACGCGGACGAAGUCAACGCCCAGUUCCCUCUGGCCGACCACUCGACGGUCAUCUCCUGGCUCACCGAGGCGGGCGUCACCGACAUCUCCCACCAGGGCGGGUUGAUCAGCUUUGCCACCACCGUCGGCACGGCCAACAAGCUGCUCAACACCACCUUCUCGGUCUACGAGAAGGCCGGCACCCAGAAGGUGCGCACCACCCAGUACUCGGUGCCCGACAGCUUGAGCGGGUCGAUCGACCUGAUCGCUCCCACCGUCUUCUUCGGCAAGACGCGCGCCGAGCGCGCCGCCGCCUUCCAGGCCGUCAAGGUGGCCCGACGGUCCAGCAGCGCCAGCCAGUACAUCACCCCGACCUUGCUGAAGCAGCAGUACAACAUUGACUACACCCCCAAGGCUUCGUCCGGCAGCCGCAUCGGUUUCGGAAGUUUCUUGGGCGAGUCCGCCCUGUACUCGGACCUCGACCUGUUCACCGAGCGCUUCGGCAUCCCGCAGCAGAACUUCACCGUGGAGUUGAUCAACGGUGGCGUCAACAACCAAGAGGAAGACGGGGGUGAGGCCGAUCUGGAUGUGCAGAACAUUGUGGGCCUCUCGCAUCCCCUGCCGGUGGUUGAGUUCAUCACUGCUGGAUCUCCUCCCUUCAUCCCUAACGUGGUGGAGACCACGGAUACCAACGAGCCCUACGUGGAGUACUAUGAGUACCUGCUGAACAAGACCAACGACGAGCUGCCGCAGGUUAUCACCAACUCCUACGGUGACGAUGAGGAUACUGUUCCGUAUGCCUAUGCCACGCGCGUCUGCAACCUCAUCGGGCUGAUCGGCCUGCGCGGCAUUUCGGUCCUGGAGUCGUCGGGUGAUUCGGGUGUUGGCGAGGCCUGUCUCUCGAACGACGGCACCGACACCGUUCAAUUCACCCCCGAGUUCCCCGGCACAUGCCCCUACAUCACUGCCGUGGGUGGUACCCAGGACAUCCCCGAGAUCGCCUGGGUGGACAGCAGCGGCGGCUUUAGCAACUACUUCACGCGCCCGUCCUACCAAGCUGACCAGGUCGAGACCUACCUGGACAAGCACAUUUCCGCGGCGGUUAAGGAGUACUACACUCCGUAUGUCAACUUCACCGGGCGCGCAUUCCCGGAUAUUGCCGCCUAUGGUGGUUCACCAUACUAUGAAACCUAUGUGAAUGGUGAACUGGAGCUCAUCGGCGGUACUUCGGGCGCCAGUCCCGUCGUUGCUGCCAUCGUCGCGCUGCUCAACGACGCUCGUCUGCGCGCGGGAAAGAAGUCCUUGGGCUUCCUAAACCCCUGGUUGUACUCUAGUGGAUACAAGAGCUUGAAUGACAUUACCUCGGGUACGGCGGGUGGAUGUGAUGGCAGCUCGGCCGGGACGGGCUACAUCCCGUGGGCCAGCUGGAAUGCCACUGCGGGCUGGGAUCCGGCCACCGGUUUGGGAACUCCUAACUUCGCCAAGCUCAAGGCGGCCGUGUUGGCUUUGUGA